Closterium sp. Yama58-4 is the source of this 4194-nucleotide messenger RNA. The record is from the annotation of a GenBank genome assembly. NCBI's taxonomy places the organism in Eukaryota, Viridiplantae, Streptophyta, Zygnematophyceae, Desmidiales, Closteriaceae.
AUGAGGGCUGGUGUUGAUGUCUUUGCUCUUGACUUUGAUGCUAUUAUUGCUGCCAUGUAUGCAUUGACUGUUAGUGCCGAGGGAGACUGUUACUUGUGUGUGCCGCCUGACCCAGGUAUAGAGCCCGCUGCCCUGGGUACUAGUGAGUCUGCUCUCUCUGGUAUGGUGCCCCCUGUACUUGCUCCCUCCAGUGCUGUCCCGGCUGUUUUCGAGUCUGCUCUCUCAGGUACAGCACCCACAGAGACUGCUCUCUCAGGUACCGCACCGGCUGAGGCCUGUCACACCUUCACCCUUGACUCAGGUGCUUCCCGUUGCUUCUUUCGUGACAGUACUGAGCUCACACCGCUUCCUGCACCGGUCCCAGUCUCCUUGGCUGACCCCUCUGGGGGCCCAGUCCUUGCCCAGUCCACCACUGUCCUCCCUUGUCCGGCGGCUCCGUCUGGCUCGUUGUCGGGUUUCCACCUCCCCUCGUUCUCGACGAACCUGGUGAGCAACGCUGUCAUCCAGGAUCAGUGGGUUGACACCUUUACCCCUGGAGGACAGCGUGUGGCGAUCUGCACGUGCUCCAGGACCGGCCGUCACCUGGCUACGUUUACCCGUCGGCCGGGGUCGAGUCUCUACACACUGACCACUGCGUCUCCUCAGGUCGCUGCUGUCGGUCAGGUGUCUGCGUCAGGUCUGGUAGCCCACGCCUGUGAGUGUCGUUCCCUGUCGCACCAGACUCUUCUCUGGCACCACCGCCUUGGUCACCCCUCCUUGCCACGCCUUCGUGGCAUGCACCGUCGCCACCUUGUGUCUGGUCUUCCCAGGUCCCUCCCUCCCCUCCCUGCCUCGCCUGCGCCGCCUUGCCUUCCUUGCGUCGAGGGGCGGCAGCGCGCCGCUCCUCACUCCUCCUCGUUCCCCCCGACAGAGGCUCCUCUGCAGACCCUCCACCUGGACGUGUGGGGCCCAGCCCGCGUUCGUGGUCAGGGCGGUGAGCGGUACUUUUUGCUGGUUGUCGACGACUACUCGCGUUACACCACGGUCUUCCCCUUGCGCACCAAGGGUGAGGUUCCUGCUGUUCUGAUCCCUUGGAUCCGCACAGUUCGUCUCCAGCUCCGCCGCCGUUUCCGGACGGAUCUUCCUCUCCUGCGUCUGCACUCUGACAGAGGUGGUGAGUUCUCCUCCGAUCUCUUGAGGACCUUCUGUCAGGCGGAGGGCAUCGAGCAGACCUUCACGCUUCCGGACUCCCCACAGCAGAAUGGGGUUGCUGAGCGCCGCAUUGGCCUGGUCAUGGAGGUCGCUCGUACCUCCUUGGUCCACGCGGCGGCUCCCCAUUUUCUGUGGCCGUUUGCUGUCCGGUACGCCGCGCAUCAGCUCAACCUCUGGCCCCGUGUCUCCUUGCCGGAGACCUCGCCCACACUGCGUUGGACGGGGGAGGUUGGCGAUGCGUCGCGCUUCCGGGUGUGGGGUGCUCGUGCCCUUGUCCGCGAUACGUCCGCGGACAAGCUCUCCUCCCGCACGCUUCCCUGUGUCUUCCUUGGCUUUGUCCCUGACGCGCCUGGCUGGCAGUUUUACCACCCCACCUCGCGCCGGGUCUUCGCCUCUCAGGAUGUCACCUUUGACGAGUCGGUCCCUUUUUACCGUCUCUUCCCCUACCGCACUGCCCCCCUCCCUCCCCCGCCGCUUUUCCUUGCUCCUGGUCCCCCUCCGGUAGACCCCCUUCCCCCUCAGGGUCCUGCUCCUUCAGGUGUCUCUCAGGUAGACCCUCCUCCCGUCGCUGAGCCUGUCGAGGUCACAGGUGACUCAGGUGCUGCUGCAGGUGGUACUGCUGGGAGUGCUGAGCCUGGGGGUGCUGAGCCUGCGGGUGCUGGGCCUGGGAGUGCUGGGACUGCGGGUGCUGGAGCUGAGGGUACUGUGCCUGAGAGUUUGCCGCCUGGGGGUGCUGAGCCUGGGGGUGCUGCGACUGGGGGUGCUGAGCCUGCGUGUGCGGAGUCUGGGGGUACUGAGUCUGGGGGUGCUGAGCCUGCGGGUACUGAGCCUGCGGGUACUGAGCCUGGGGGUGCUGCUACUGAGCCUACGGAGCCUCGGGUUACUGCGUCUGGGGGUGCUCCGGUUCGGGGUGCUGAGCAGUCUCUCACACCGCAGCAGCUUCGUGACUGGUACGUCCGGCGCUUUCGCCGUCCUAGUGGCUCGGCUGGAGUUGGGGGUGCUGGGGCUGCUCGUCCUGGGGGUGCUCGUACUGGGGGUACUGGAGCUGCCGGGACUGGUUGUUCUGGGAGCACUGCGACUGGAGCUGCUGGAGCUGGGGACUCUGGCGCUGGCGGUGCUAGCGGAGUUGGAGCUGCCGACUCUGGGGGUGGCGCUGCUGCUGGUGCUGCGGACCCGCCUGGUGGAGCUGCUGCUGGAGCUGAGGACCUGAGCGGUGGCGCUGCUGCUGGUGCUGGGGACCCGGACGUUGGAGCUCCUGCUGGUCCUGAGGACCCGGCCGCUGGAGUCUCUUCUGCUUCUGGAGACGCUGCGCGGCCGCGACCGUACUUCGUACCGCUCCUUCAGCAGGUUCUUGGGCAGGCUCCUCCUCCUUGUCCUCCUCCCUCCGUAGAGUGUCCUCCGCCUGUCCAGCCGCAGUCACAGUUACCGCCUGCCUCGCCUCUCCCUGCUCCCUCUCCUUAUACUGGUCCCACAGGAGGUCUUACAGAGCGUCGUGAGCCUGAGUCUCGUCCUGCGUCGCCUGUUCGUCCUGCUCGCGCUGGUAGUCGUGUCCGUCGUGAGCGUCCUCCUCCUGUCCCAGGCACUCACUACAUGACUCUGCGUCCCUCUACUGCUCCUCGGCGUGUCCCUCUGCUGUCUCCUCCUGCGUCCUCUUUGCCUGCCGUUCCGGACCCUGAGUCUGACCGGUAUCGCGCUGAGCACCCUACAGUCACGCGUCUCCUAGCUACUGUUGUCACUGACCCUACCUUUGAGUCCUCGGCUGCGUCUGCUCUGGUCGCUGAGUUGGUUGACUUUGCUGCUGCCUGUCGUCUAGACUACGCUGCUAGCCUUGUUGCUGAGCCUGAGUCUGCGUCUGUCUGUCCUCCGUCCGUCGGGGGUGCGUGUGCUCUUGGCACGGACGUCCUUGAGGACAGACAGGAGGACCUUGACUCUCUUGCGGCUGCUGUACCUCAUCUCGUGGCCUGGUUGCUUGCCCCUGAGGGAGACCCGGAUGCACUAGACAUCCCCACUCCGCGCACUUACGCAGAGGCGAUCUCGGGUCCCUACUCCUCUCAGUGGCAGACAGCCAUGGACGCAGAGAUGGCAUCCUGGAAGUCCACAGGCACCUACGUCGACGAGGUUCCCCCUCCUGGGGCGAACAUCGUCGAUGGCAUGUGGAUUUUCAGGGUGAAGCGGCCGCCAGGUUCUCCGCCUGUCUUCAAGGCUCGUUACGUUGCUAGAGGCUUCAGUCAGCGUCAGGGGGUCGACUUCUUCCAGACCUUCUCCCCCACCCCGAAGAUGACCACUCUUCGGGUUCUGCUGCACGUUGCUGCUCAGCGUGACUACGAGCUUCACUCUCUUGACUUCAGCACAGCGUUCCUGCAGGGCAGCCUGCACGAGGAGAUCUGGCUGCGCCGCCCACCUGGCUUUACUGGGUCGUUUCCUCCUGGUACCCAGUGGAGCCUCCGCCGGCCAGUCUACGGUCUCCGCCAGGCGCCACGAGAGUGGCACGACACACUUGCGGCUCUUGGGUUCGCGCCGUCUACUGCUGACCCGUCGCUGUUUCUGCGCACAGACACGUCGCUGCCGCCGUUCUACAUUCUUGUGUACGUCGACGACUUGGUCUUUGCUACUGCUGACACUGAGGCACUCGCUCGUGUGAAGUCGGAGCUGCAGAAGAGACACACCUGCACUGACCUGGGUGAACUGCGUAGCUACCUUGGCUUGCAGAUCACCCGGGACAGAGCUCGCCGCACCAUCACCCUGACUCAGUCACACAUGGUGCAGCAGGUCCUUCAGCGCUUCGGCUUCCAGUUCUCCUCACCACAGGCCACACCUCUGGCUACCAGCCACUCGCUCUCAGCUCCACCUUCGGACGAGUCCGUAGAGCCGAGUGGCCCGUACCCAGAGCUUGUAGGCUGCCUCAUGUACCUGAUGACUUGCACGCGACCUGACCUCGCGUACCCUCUUAGCUCGUUACGUUGCGCCUGGGAGACACAGGCGAGAGCACUGGGAGGCGGCUAA